Molecule: messenger RNA, 2503 nt
Organism: Rubroshorea leprosula
Lineage: Eukaryota; Viridiplantae; Streptophyta; Magnoliopsida; Malvales; Dipterocarpaceae
Source: the annotation of a GenBank genome assembly
CUUCUUCGGUUCUUCUACGAGUUUGCGCGUAAUCUCAAUCUGGUACUCGUACUUAAUCUCUAGCUCUCUUCUGUUUGUCAUCUAUGGAUUCAUGAAGAAGAUCCCGCUGUUCUUGUAAAAGAAAAUGUUUGACAGUGGUUAUAAAUCCCAGUACUUGAAUGGCCAGAGGGAGAAGUUUGUCAGGUUGGAUGGCUUGGACUCAAGAUUAUCGUCACCUUCUGAUACUGGACUGAGGUGUGGAUUUAAUGUUGAGGGAUUAAGUUGUGCAGGCCAUGCAAACAAAAAAAAAUCUACAUCUUUUAAAAGAGGAAUUAGAAAGGGAUCUGAAGGACUUAAGUCAAUUAGUCGUUCACUUGGAUUUGGAGUUUCUCGGGCAGUAUUUCCAGAAGAUCUUAAAGCAUCAGAGAAGAAUAUAUUUGAUCCUCAGGAUAAACUCCUCCAGUUGUGCAAUAAAUUGUUUUUUAUAUCAUGUAUCCUGGCAGUAUCCGUGGACCCUCUAUUUUUCUAUCUCCCAGUUAUUAAGGAUUCAUCAGAGUGUCUUGGUAUAGAUCGAAAGUUAGCAAUUGUAACAACAACAUUGCGGACGAUUAUUGAUGCAUUCUAUCUUGUCCGCAUGGUUCUCCAGUUCCGUACAGCUUAUAUUGCUCCAUCAUCUCGGGUUUUUGGACGAGGUGAACUCGUGAUAAAUCCGGCAAAAAUAGCCAGGCAUUACUUGCUGAGAUAUUUCAUGGUUGAUUUUCUUGCUGUGUUUCCCUUGCCACAGAUUAUUGUCUGGAGAUUUCUUCGGAGCUCAAAUGGGUCAUAUGUAUUGGUUACAAAACAGGCUUUGUUCUUUGUUGUCUUGCUUCAGUACAUCCCUAGAUUUCUUCGAAUCUCCCCAUUAACGUCUGAAAUGAAGAGAACAGCAGGUGUCUUUGCAGAAACAGCUUGGGCUGGUGCUGCAUAUUAUUUGCUACUAUACAUGCUUGCUAGUCAUAUAGUAGGGGCAUUGUGGUACUUGUUUGCUCUAGAACGCAAUGAUACAUGCUGGAGGCAGGUUUGUUCUGGUACUAAGGUUUGCAACACAGAUUUCUUGUACUGUGGCAAUGAUGACAUGCAAGGUUAUGGUUCUUGGGCUAACAUCAGUAGUACUGUUCUUCAAUCAAACUGCACAGCUGACGGUGAUAACCCACCAUUUGAUUUUGGAAUUUACAAGAGUGCUCUGUCAUCGGGUAUCAUUUCAUCAAGGAAGUUUGUCUCUAAGUACUGUUACUGUUUAUGGUGGGGUCUGCAGAAUUUGAGUACAUUAGGACAGGGGCUUCAAACUAGCACCUUUCCUGGAGAGGUUAUAUUCUCCAUAGCACUUGCUGUUGCUGGGCUUAUUCUCUUUGCUCUCCUGAUUGGUAACAUGCAGACAUAUCUGCAGUCUCUUACCAUUCGACUUGAAGAAAUGAGGGUAAAAAGGCGUGACUCAGAACAGUGGAUGCAUCACCGUAUGCUUCCACCAGAUCUUAUUGAGCGAGUGAGACGUUAUGACCAAUAUAAAUGGUUGGAAACACGUGGUGUGGAUGAAGAAAACUUGGUUCAGAGCCUACCAAAGGAUCUGAGGAGAGAUAUAAAGCGGCAUCUCUGUUUGGCUUUGGUUAGGAGGGUUCCUCUGUUUGAGAGUAUGGACGACAGGUUGCUUGAUGCCAUUUGUGAGCGGCUGAAACCAUGCCUGUUUACAGAAAAGACAUACAUAGUUCGUGAGGGAGAUCCAGUUGACGAGAUGCUUUUCAUCAUCCGUGGUCGUCUUGAGAGUGUAACAACAGAUGGCGGGAGGAGUGGCUUUUUUAACACUGGUUGGCUAAAAGAAGGGGAUUUCUGUGGAGAAGAGCUUUUAACCUGGGCGUUGGACCCAAAAUCUGGAGCCAACCUGCCAUCUUCUACUCGAACAGUAAGGGCCUGGACCGAGGUAGAAGGUUUUGCCUUGACCGCUGAGGAGUUAAAAUUUGUGGCUAGUCAAUUCAGGCGUCUUCACAGUAGACAGGUGCAACACACCUUCAGGUUUUACUCACAGCAGUGGAGGACUUGGGCAGCAUGCUUCAUCCAAGCUGCAUGGCGCCGUUAUUCCAAAAAGAAGAGUUUGGAGCUUAGUCGGAAGGAAGAAGAAGAAGAAGCAGAAGGCUCAGAUGGAACCCAUAACAAUGCUGGAGGAGGUUCAUAUAGUAUUCGUGCCACCUUCUUAGCUUCGAGGUUUGCAGCAAAUGCUCUUCGCAAGGUUCAUCGAUAUCGAAUUGCUAAUAGUGCUAGGGAGUUGGUGAAACUACAAAAGCCCCCAGAGCCUGAUUUUACUGCUGAAGCAGAUUGAUUUUGUUGUAUGAAUUGUGAUGAUUACUAGCUUGUAUGAAAUGAAGGUUGUUGUUUCUUCAGCCACGAUUGUAAUGGUUUUCGUUUCAACCGUAACAAGUUUGGAUGUAAAUGUGAUUUGCUUUUCUAUCUUACUAUCCUUACUGGAUAUUUUUCAUAAAUUUGCAUCCUUUUU